AUGCAUGCUACUAUGUCUUCGAUGACUUGCCGCUACGCAGGCCGCACUCUGCUCGGUGCGCGGGCCCUCUCGCAGCGCGGUGCCGCUCGUAUGCCGCAGGGUGUGAGCACUUCGCUGAAGGCUCUUUCGACAGCUUCUCGCCCCGUCUCUGCCAUGCAGUCGUUUCUCUCGCAGCCUCGCCAGAUGGGCUCGUUGCGUUUUCAGUCGACCAUGAAGGCCAUGACCUACCGUGGCCCUGGUCAGGUAUCAAUGGAGGAGCGCCCGAAGGCCUGUAUUAUCGACCCGACUGACGCCGUGAUUCGCAUGACGAAGACGACGAUUUGCGGUACGGACCUGGGUAUCUGGAAGGGCAAGAACCCUGAGAUUGAGGAGACUGAGCGUGCGAAGACGGGCCGGUGGAACGGCCGUAUUCUUGGUCACGAGGGUAUCGGUAUUGUCGAGGAAGUGGGCCCGGCUGUGCGUCACUUCAAGAAGGGCGAUAAGGUGAUCAUCUCGUGUGUGAGCCGCUGUGGCUCUUGUGAAAACUGCCAGAAGCAGCUGUACUCGCACUGCAUGAACGGUGGUGGCUGGAUCAUGGGCUACAUGAUCGAUGGCACGCACGCCGAGUACGUUCGUACGCCGUUUGCGGACAACUCGCUGUAUGCGAUGCCGGAGAACCUGAACACGGAUGUAGCUGUGUUCCUGUCGGAUGUGCUGCCUACGGGCCACGAGAUGGGUGUGCAGUACGGUGAUGUGAAGCCGGGUGACACUGUGGCUGUAGUGGGUGCUGGUCCUGUCGGUAUGGGCUCGCUCCUUACGGCGCAGUUCUACUCGCCGUCGAUGUUGAUCUGCAUUGACAUGGACGACAACCGUCUGCAGUUCUCGAAAGAGCUGGGUGCGACGCACGUCAUCAACUCUGGUAAGGAGGACGUCGUGAAGAAGGUGAUGGAGAUCACCAACGGCCGCGGUGUAGACUGUGCGAUUGAGGCUGUGGGUGUGCCGCAGACCUGGGAUGUGUGCCAGCAGAUUGUUACAGCGGGUGGUCACCUGGCCAACGUCGGUGUGCACGGCCAGAAGGUCGACUUUGAGCUGCAGAAGCUGUGGAUUCAGAACUUGACGAUCACGACUGGUCUUGUGAACGCCAACACUACGUCCAUGCUGCUCAAGGCGUGCGAGACUGGCAAACUCCCCAUGGAGCGCCUUGCUACACACCACUUCAAGUUUAGCGAGUUUGAGAAGGCCUACGAUGUGUUCAAGCACGCUGCUGAAACCAAGGCGAUGAAGGUCAUUAUUGAGUACUAA
This is a messenger RNA of Malassezia pachydermatis, 1281 nucleotides long. Its product is annotated as alcohol dehydrogenase. Lineage: Eukaryota; Fungi; Basidiomycota; Malasseziomycetes; Malasseziales; Malasseziaceae. The record is from RefSeq and is a predicted model, not a curated record. The transcript has a single exon. The coding region runs from base 1 to 1281 and encodes 426 amino acids. Gene Ontology annotation, molecular function: oxidoreductase activity; zinc ion binding.